CUUUCCACAUGAAACCAUCGGACAGGAGAAGUCGAAGGAGCUGACAGGAGUCACCAACAGAGUCAAAGAAUCCCAAAAGACCUAACUCAGUCAAACUCUGCAAAGAUGAAGACUCUCACCCUUGCAGUCGCAGUGGCCGUCGUGCUCGCCUUCAUUUGGAUUCAGGAGAGCGCUGCCACAUUCCACGGGGCACAACAGCCGGAGGAGGCGGCGAGCAAUGAGGAUCCAGCUGCUGAUCCUCAGGAGACACCGGUGGACUCGUGGAUGAUGCCGAGUAACAGACAGAAGCGCGGCAUGAAGUGCAAGUUUUGCUGCAACUGCUGCAACAUGAAUGGCUGCGGCAUGUGCUGCGAUUUCUGAGGAAUUCCUGCUCCAACAGCCAUGAAAUGUCCGUUUAGUUCAGGUUAUUGUCUCGAAGAAGUUUUACCACUUUGAAUAAUAAUAAAAGAAGAAAUUACUUACAAAAAAUA
Molecule: messenger RNA, 470 nt
Organism: Scophthalmus maximus (turbot)
Lineage: Eukaryota; Metazoa; Chordata; Actinopteri; Pleuronectiformes; Scophthalmidae
Product: hepcidin-like
Exons: 3
Coding region: 106-360 (84 amino acids)
Biological process (GO): defense response to bacterium; intracellular iron ion homeostasis
Cellular component (GO): extracellular region
Source: RefSeq, a predicted model, not a curated record